AUGGCCAAGCAGCACAUUCUCCUCCUCGUCCUUGUGGCUUCCAUUCACCAUAUUGCUUAUGCUGCAGCCACUACGACUUUGGCGAAUGUGACGGCCGAUGCAACUACCACAGCAUACGACAUUCUUGAGAAGAACAACUUCCCGCGAGGCCUCCUCCCCAAGGGCGUGCGGUCGUACGUCCUCAACCCUGAUGGCAAAUUGGAGGUGACCCUCUCGCGUGAGUGCAGGUUCCCUGUUAACCUCGGCGGCGAGAAAUUCAACCUGCAGUUCGCCAGCACCUUCGGUGGAGUCAUCCAUGCUGGGUCCAUCACCGAAGUGUACGGCGUCGAUGUGCAGGUCAAGUAUGCUUGGCUCGGGUUCAGCCAAGUCGACCGUGCCGGUGACCAGCUCACGUUUCAUGUUGAACAGUUCACGCAGUCCUUCCCCGUAAGCGGGUUUGCUGUGAGCCCCUCCUGCACCUAA
This is a messenger RNA of Panicum virgatum (switchgrass), 462 nucleotides long. RefSeq lists its product as uncharacterized. Bases 1 to 462 code for a protein of 153 amino acids. The transcript has a single exon. The record is from RefSeq and is a predicted model, not a curated record. Lineage: Eukaryota; Viridiplantae; Streptophyta; Magnoliopsida; Poales; Poaceae.